AUGGCAGUAGCAGCCAAUCGCAAGCCGCGGAAGUGGGCCUCUGGUGCCAGCUCAGCAACAGGAUCAGUCGCAGGUGACGAUCUGGAACGUGACUAUAGUGAAAGGGCUCUGCCAGUCUACGGUAUCCACAGCGGUCAAAGGAGCGCUCCUGUAAGCGAUGUUCCUCAACAGCAGCAGGCAGCAGGCCUGUACAUGCAUGGGAUGCCAGGUGCUUCUCCAGGUCCUGGCUCAGGUGCCUUUUCAGGUGGUUAUGCAGCAGGAGGUGGGCAGGGGGAGAACCCCCCCUGGCCCCUCCUCCUGGCCGGGUGGUGAUGGGCAGCAGGAGGCGGCUGGCAGGGGGGGAAGGGAGGGCGUGCAGCAACUGCUGAAGCAGCACCAAGAAAUGCCAGAAGGCUUAUUCAACCCUUCUUAGUUUCCAUUCAGCUCCUUGAUUUCGCUGCAGGGCUUUCACCUGUUGGUAGAGUCCUUUGCAGUGUGCUAACUGGUAGUGUUGCGUCGUGUUGGUUUGGAUUGUGGGAAAGGUGAAAAUAAGGCUUCCAGGCCGUAGAAUUUUGAAGCCAUUGCGGACUAGCCUUCUUCUGAGUGUGAGUUCACCUUGUUAUGCUGGGCCUUAUU
Messenger RNA from Closterium sp. NIES-67, 615 nucleotides. The record is from the annotation of a GenBank genome assembly. Lineage: Eukaryota; Viridiplantae; Streptophyta; Zygnematophyceae; Desmidiales; Closteriaceae.